Dreissena polymorpha is the source of this 5737-nucleotide messenger RNA. Its product is annotated as outer dynein arm-docking complex subunit 4-like. Gene Ontology annotation, molecular function: protein binding. NCBI's taxonomy places the organism in Eukaryota, Metazoa, Mollusca, Bivalvia, Myida, Dreissenidae. The coding region runs from base 98 to 1930 and encodes 610 amino acids. Gene Ontology annotation, cellular component: cytoplasm. The record is from RefSeq and is a predicted model, not a curated record. The transcript is spliced from 17 exons.
AUGAUAACAUAUAGCAACGCGCACCUGCAAAAAGUGGUUUAUGUUAGUUACCACAAUUGGAUCCAAUUAGCCAGACUUUGAACGCUAAACUUCCAAAAUGCCACGAGAAGAAGGGUCUGAAAACCAAGAAGGUGCGAUUUCCUUCGAAACUCUGCGAGACGAGGGUCAGCAUUUCGUCCACGUACAACAGUUUGAUAAAGCUAUUGAAAGUUUCUCAAAGGCCCUUGAAUUGAAGCCAGAAGAUCAGCACUGUCUGGUCACACGCUCCAAGUGCUACCUGCAGGUCGGUAAUGCAGAGGCGUCCCUCGCAGAUGCUGAGGCUGCUUUGGAGCAGAACAAAGCGCUGAUCAAGGGGUUGUUCCAAAAGGCAGAAGCCUUGUACCAGAAGGGUGAUUUUGAGACAGCCCUCAUGUUUUAUCACCGAGGACACAGACUGCGGCCAGAGCUGCAAGAGUUUCGGUUGGGAAUCCAGAAAUCUCAAGAAGCCAUAAACAACAGCAUUGGAACUCCUGAAUCAGUCAAGCUGGAGGCAAACAAAGGUGACAUGUCAUAUUUCUACAAACAGGAAGAGGAACAGAAGGCAAAGGCCAAAAAGCAGCAGAAAGGGUCCUACCAGAAGCCCAUUGCAAAGAAAGAGGAACGCAAGGAUCGUGAGGCCCCUAAAGGGUCAGCUGACGCCAAGACAGUCAAACAGCUUCUUGGGGAGCUAUAUGGAGAUAAGGAAUAUCUAGAAAAACUACUCAAGGACCAAAGUCUUACAGGCAACAACAAACGCAACGACAUGAGUCGCGAGAUAAAAGACAAGGUCUGUGAUGGGCUAGAGUACCUGUAUGCGCGGGCUGAUUUCUGGCGCCAACAGAAGCCCAUGUACGCGCGCAAACGCGACAAAGACCUUCAGAUGGAGAAGAGAGCGUCAAGACGAGGAGUGAGAGGGUCCAUGGAGAAAGUGCUGACAAACCUCGAGAAAAUUGAAGAAUCGCAUGUACAGUUUAUGGAACAAAUAAUUCCAAAAUUGGAAAAUAUUGAUCAAGCUCAGAAUGAGGGCAAGUACCAGGAGAGCCUGGACCUCGCCAAGAAGACUCUGAAGCUGGUAGAGAAUGCUUCUGAUGAGGAAGUCCAGAAUAAACCGGAGUUGAUUGCCAGUCUCAACAGCAGCAUCGGCAAUGCCUACCUGGAGAUGAACAAACUCAACCAGGCUAUGGAGUUCCACCAUAGGGACCUGGACAUUGCUCGCGAACACAAUUUGGAAGACGCCAAGUCUCGAGCGUUGGAUAACCUCGGUCGUGUUUACGCAAGGAAGGGUGACUAUGAACAGGCUAUUGAAGUGUGGCAAGAGAAGAUACCUACCAGUAAAUCCGCCCUGGAAAGCACAUGGUUAUACCACGAGAUAGGCCGGUGCUAUUUAGAACUCGAAAAAUACCGCGAUGCUAAAGAUUAUGGUGAGAAGUCUUUAGCUGCUGCACAGGAAGCAGAGGACGAAGGCUGGCAGCUUCACGCCAGCGUCCUGGUAGCACAGUCUGAAGUUAAACUUGGUCAGAAUGAAAACGCAGCUAGUUCGUUCGAAAAAGCUCUCGAGUUGGCAAGACAUCAAAAUGACUCGGCAGCAGAAGAUGCCAUAUCUAAAGCCUUAGAAGAGAUCAACAACAAAAUAGUCCAAGGAGUCAAGGCAGAUGGGGAUGAAGGCACUUAUGAUGAAGAUUUUGAGACAGAGAGACGAUCACCCUCUCCCAAACCAAAGCAGGCCACCCCUCCAAAACAGGCCUCACCCAAGCAAACUACAUCACCCAAACAUCCCUCUCCAAGCCAUAAGUCUGUGACUUAUGCAGAACCAGAAGAAGAAACUCCUCCUGCUGAAGAAGCAAACAAAGACACAACAAACGUAGACCAGAAACAGAAAGAUGGAGAUUCAGAAGCUGAAGCUGUUGAUUAGUGCUUCAAAAGAAUCCCCCAAUGUUCAUCAUCUACGCAGGAAUGUUCAUCAUCUACGCAGGAAUACAAGUUCUGAUCAUUUUUUAUUGACAAUUUACGCAACAUUUUGGAUCUUAACAAUACAAGAAUUACUGAAAAAGGCAAUUGUGUUUUAUCAUCUCAAGCAUUUAAAUCAGUUGCCAGAUUUAAUAUUACUGAAGACAACAAAAUUUAGUGUUUCAGAUACUUGAAUUUACUUAGUGAAUAAACUGCCAUUUCUUUAAAAUACUCUUCAGGUAUCAUUUAACAUUUUUUCUUUAAAAAAACAAAUCAGUGUUAAUGUUUUUAUUUUGAAAAAAAAAUCUUUUUGUAAUUAAUGAAUGUUAAACAGACAUAAUUUGUAAAUAAUACGCAUAGAUUUAUUAAGGUAUUUAUAUUUUAUAUAAUUUCAGUUAUUGUAUUUUUGUAUUUUUUAAGUCUGGUCUGACAAUAAUACCUGUCUACACAUCUUAUAAUACAAAAUGCAGUGCUAAUGACACUAUAUAAGUAAUGCAUGGAUUUAACUCAAGGCAUUUGAACUGUUCAAGUUCUAAUAAAUAAUUUUGAGUUGGGUUUCAUACCAGUACACACCUUGGUGUUCAUUUUUCUUUAAAGGGACCUUUUCACUGAUUUUGGCAUGUACUGAAGUUUGUCAUUAAAUGCUUUAAACUGAUAAAUGUAAACAUUGAAAGUAAAUAGCUCCAGUGAAAACACAAGAAAAAAAUUAAAGAAAGAAAAAAGGGAUCCUUAACUGGACUCGAACCACUGACUGUUGGAUUAAAAGUCAGAUAAAUCACUUGGCCAUCCGAGCCCAUUGUAAAGUGUUGUUGUUUAUUCUUUAAAUAAGCAAUCCUCAUAAUGUCACAAAGUAUAAUCAUAACAACAGAACUCUACUAAUUAUGCAAUCGUUUUUUUUUUUGUUCAGGUUUUUAAAUCUUCAAAAGUUGGAUAUAAUAGAUAUUUUAGAGCAUGGUAAAUGUUCAGUAUUACUGUUGCCUAGCAAAACAUUAAACAACAAAAAACAGUGCUGUACAUUCGGUUGAUGACACAAAACAUGAAAAGGUCCCUUAAAGUUAUUGGUUGCUUGCACAUUAAGUUUGGUUAAAACUAUAAAUAUUAUAUUCUUGGUUAAAAACGUUUUCCUUAUUAUAUCUAAAUAUUGAAUACAAUUCCUGUAAAAACUAUCUAAUGAAUAUGAAGUUAUAUUGUCAUGUAACAAUGUUUGUCGAAAGUUAACCCCUUUCCCCCAUAAGAAGCAAAGUGAAAAUGGCUUUUGCAACCUAAGCAUAAAACCAGAACAGGUUUUAUGCUGUUUUUGCUCACAAGCAUCUAAGGGCUGGAAAUGAAGCCUUUAAAACUUGAAUCUAGUAAAAAGGUGAUUAAUCAAAGUCAACUUUCUAUGGGACUACACAUGUGUUAAAAAAGAUUAUCCAAAAAUUAAUGGAAAAGGGUUAAUAGUUAAUUUAAGUUUUAAAGUGAAAAUGAUGUAAAUCAUGCUAGUACUGGUAUGCACAAUUAAGUUUGACAUCUGAAUAUGUUAUGUUCAUCGUAUGCACUUGUUACUGCCAAUACUUCCUGUUAUUCAUUAUUUAAGUAUAAUAUUAAUUUUGACCGAUGUACUUUGCUAUUUUAAGUGGUAUGUUAAUGAUGUGUUUUCAAAGAUGACUUAGUUACUUGACUGUUUUAAGCUCUACUGCCAAAGGCAGAAGAGCUUAUGGGAUGGCAUGGUGUCCGUCUGUUUGUCUGUCUGUCUGUCUGUGUGUGUAUGUGUGUGUGUGUUAGACUUUUCUUGUUUAUCCGAUAAAGUCCACAGUUUUCAUCCGAUUCUUUUCAAACUUGUUCAGUGUCUUUAUAUUAUUGAGGACUCGAACCCUAUUGAUUUUCAGGUCACUGGGUCAAAGGUCAAGCUCACAGUUACUCGAAAUAGUAAAAUGGUUUCCGGAUGAUAACUCAAGAAUGCUUAGGCCUAGGAUCAUUAAACUUCAUAAGUACAUUGAUCAUGACUGGCUGAUGACCCCUUUUCAUUUUCAGGUCACUAGGUCAAAGGUCAAUUUCACAGUGACUCAAAAUAGUAAAAUAGUUACUUUUUCUUGUUUAUCCUAUAAAGUCCAUGGUUUUCAUCCGAUUCAUUUCAAACUUGUUCAGUGUCUUUAUAUUAAUGAGGACUCGAAACCUAUUUGUUAUCAGGUCACUGAGUCAAAGGUCAAGGUCACAGUGACUCGAAAUAGUAAAAUGGUGUCCAGAUGUUAACUCAAGAAUGCUUAGGCCUAGGAUCAUGAAACUAAAUAGGUACAUUGAUCAUGACUGGCUGAUGACCCCUAUUGAUUUUCAGGUGACUAGGUCAAAGGUCAAAGUCACAGUGACUCGAAAUAGUAAAAUGGUUACUUUUUCUUGUUUAUCCGAUAAAGUCCACGGUUUUCAUCCGAUUCUUUUCAAACUUGUUCAGUGUCUUUAUAUAAAUGAGGACUCAAACCCUAUUGAUUUUCAGGUCACUUGGUCAAAGUUCAAGGUCACAGUGACUCGAAAUAGUAAAAUGGUUUCCAGAUGUUAACUCAAGAAUGCUUAUGCCUAGGAUCAUGAAAUUUCAUAGGUACAUUGAUCAUGACUGGCAUAUGACCCCUAAUAAUUUUCAUCAAAGGUCAAGGUCACAGAGACUCAAAACAGUAAAAUUGUUUCCAGAUGAUAACUCAAGAAUAAUAAGGCCUAGGAACAUGAAACUUUAUAAAGGCAUUGAUUAUGACUGGCAGAUGACCCCUAUUGAUUUUCAGGUCACUAGAUCAAAGGUCAAGGUCACAGUGCCAAAAAACGUAUUCACACAAUGCUGCCACUACAGCUUGAUUGGUCGUUGUCGGCUCGGGUACUACUUACAUGUACCCCGGGUACAUUUAAGUAUACUUACAUGUACUCCGGGAACGGUAAAUAUACUAAAACGUACCCGGCCGAUAUUAGACUGUACCGGAGUUAAAUUCCCGCAAAAAAAUUCAAUGUCGUAAAACGCGCUACCGAUUAUUGUCAUUAGAAAACACACUUCUAUUUAAAAAAAACUUCAUCAACAUGCUGUUUGAAUAUGAGUUUCGAUCAUAUAAAGGCCAUUAAAUAGAAAAUUGACAUAAAUAUAAACAUGAUUUUUUAAAGCCGACAACGACUUAUUUAGCGUUAAAAUUCCCGGGUACGUUUAAGUGUAUUUACCGUACCCGGGGUACAUGUAAGUAUACUUAACUGUACCCGGGGUACAUGUGAGUAGUACCCGAGCCGACACUGACCAAUCGAGCGCCGCUACAACUGACAGCCCAUAUGGGGCAUGUUUUACAAACAGCCCUUGUUUAAAAAGAGCAAUAUCAAAGCAAUAAGUCCAGAAUGACUUCCCCUUGAAUAUGAGAAAAUUUUGAAAUCCCACUUGUUUACGCAAUUAAUUCCACAGUUUUCAUCCAAUUAUUUCCAAAUUUGCACAGUAUCUUUAUAUUAAUGAGGACCUGAACCCUAUUGAAUAUGAGCAGUAACGGAGAAAUAAGUACACAAUAAUCUUCCCUUGAAUUUGAGAAAAUUCUCCUUGUUUGUGCAAUUAAGUACACAGUUUCCAUCUCAUUCUUUCCAAACUUGCGCGGUGUUUAUAGCAGAAGAGCGAUUCAGGCCCUCAUGGGCCUCUUGUUUUAUUAAUACAUAGACUUUUUACAUCUUUGUUUUUGAAACACACAAAUUCCUGAUGAUUUACUUUUGAUAGUAGGAACAUUACUUUCUGUGAUCUAUGUUUUGAAAGGAUUUGAUUUGAAAAAUAAAAUAAUAUUUGAAA